UAUGAAGUUAUGACAUAUUUUCUCAUUUAACAGGUUAAAAUAUGGUUUCAAAAUCACAGGUAUAAAUGCAAGCGUCAAGCAAAGGAAAAGGCGAUGGCAGAACAAAGCCAACAAAAUCAGACUUCCAGUUCACCGAGACGUGUAGCAGUACCAGUUCUCGUAAAGGAUGGUAAGCCAUGUUCGGGUAAUAGCAGUACACCACUAUCUCAACAAGCUGGUACAGCUAGUAAUACAAGUAAUACCAGUAAUAACAACACUAACAUAAAUGAGAAUAUCAGUACCACGGAAGUGAAUAACAGCAUAACUAGUGGUUUAAAUCUUAUAACGGGUGAAACUACUAACUCCCAUUCUCCAGAUACAUCAAACUCCCUUAUUGCGAGCUAUAAUGGAACGAUUGGAAGCCACAAUCAAAUUCAACAGCAAUCAUGCAAUAAUUCUAUAAUGUCAAACAGUUUAGCCAUGGCAUAUCGCAAUCAAAAUAAUUUUAUUUCAAACGGGCAUCAGCAGCAGUGUACGGGUUACUUACCUCUCCAAGGUAGAGCGUGGUAAAAGUGAAAAAAAUUAAGUAAAUCAAUAAAUAGUUCACGAACAAAAAAGAAAUAUAUAAAUAAAUUCCGCAUAUAAAAGAGGUGUCUACUAAAUUCACAUUAGGAUGAAUGUAAAUUUUAUCGCAGUCGCAUUUAACACUGAUAAAUUAAUGAUUUUUUGUAAAUGUUACGCAACUAGCAUAUUUAUGCAAAUAAACAUCAGUUUUAUAGAUAUAUGGUA
This is a messenger RNA of Bactrocera neohumeralis, 768 nucleotides long. RefSeq lists its product as uncharacterized. The record is from RefSeq and is a predicted model, not a curated record. Bases 94 to 549 code for a protein of 151 amino acids. Lineage: Eukaryota; Metazoa; Arthropoda; Insecta; Diptera; Tephritidae. The transcript is spliced from 2 exons.